GUCAGGGUCUAAAAGCGACAUUUCUUCUAAUUGUGCUAUAAUUGAACUGACUCAGAUUUCCCUUGGGAUUGUCGAAUCUAGGCUGCAAAAGAGGCCCCCAAAAAGACAAUUAUCUUGUCAAGGGGCAAUUUUUUAUAUACGAUAAACGGAAAUGCGCUAUUGAUGUGGCAUGUAUGCGAGUGUGUGGGCAAUGACUGAUUUGGCCCAAAUUCGGGCUCCGAUUGUUGCCGGAACGGUAAUCUUGGUGGGGAAUCGAAGUUAUGAGGACAUUGACCGCGAUUUGGUCGUCCUGGUAACACCCAGAAGAGUACAUUCAGUUUGGUCAUGUGUGGUAGGUACCCCGCCAAGAUGAGAUUUGCCAACUUCCAACUGUUUUGAGCAUGCCUCCCCUCGCAAUUUGUCCACCAAUCACGGCUCUUUUUCAAUUGAUGAGCGAGCUGCCUCAAUUUGAAUUGGAGUCCCUCAUUUUCAUUUUUUCGUCUUCUGUUCACUCACUCAACUCCAGGUCUUUCAGUGCGACACAUCGAUCGCUUGUUGGGUGAUCUAGGGAUUUCAACAUGUUUGAAAAGAAGAUCUGGCUACUGAUUUGUCUAGUCUUGAGCAUGGCCAUGCACAUGGCCAAUGCUCAAGGGUCCGGAUCGGGAGAGAUGGAAGCGGGCCUGGAAGAGGGUAGCGCUGCUUUAGACGAAACACCAGCAGAAGAGGCUUCAGGCGAGGAAGCAACCUCAGAAGAUACCGCCUCUGAGGAGGAUGCAGUUCCUGAAGCUGAAGGUGAAGGAGCACCUGAGGAAGAUGGAGCUGCCCCUGAGGAAGGUGAAAUUACCGAAGCAGAGGUGGAUGAUGCGGAUCCUGAGGUUGACGGAUCAGGAGAAGGGGCCAAUGGCAUCGGUGAUGAAUCCUUUUCAGCAGAGGGGUCAGGUGCUGAUGCUACGGCUGAGGAAGGCGAAGGUGAGGCCAAUUGCGAGAUCGUAGAGGACGCCUCUGGAGACAGUAUAGAAGCACUUUUAGCCUUGGGCACCAAAAAGUGUAAAGAGUCCGGAGCCGAGGCAGAAGCUGAGGGAGGAGCUGAAGAGCUUGCUGCUACAUUGUUCCAAUGCAACAUGGACGGUAUGGACGAGAAAGUGGCUGAAUGCAUGAGCAGUCUGGAUGAGAGAGUCGGAACUUUGGAGCAAGCAACUCUCUCAGGAGAAGGCGGCGGUCUUGAGGAACAAAUCACUUUGGUUCUUGUCAAGAAAGGUGUCAUCGAUUGCGAUAAUAACACCCAAUGUGCUGAUGAUCGAGCUUGCAUCGAUUCUUACCAAGAACCUGGACGAAAACUUUGCGAGAGACCUUGCGAUAGAACCCAAUGCAGUGUGCCAUAUUCCGAAUGUGUGGCCACAAAUCACGAGGCUGAGUGUGUCUGCAAGGAAGGGUUCCAUGGUAACGGGACUAAGGCUUGUUUUCCUGAAGGGUUUGAGGAAGAAGCCAACGGAAAAAGUUACAAAAUGUUCGAUGAUGCAUACGUUGAAUUCGACAACGCUACCGAUCAUUGCAAUGAACUAGGAGCUCGAUUGCCCGUUUUGGAUUCGGCCGAGACAAUCAAGAUCAUCAUGGCAUAUCUUGAAGAGUCUAACUUCACCGUUUUUGAGCAAUGGGAUCGAUCGUCCCGACGGAUUUGGCUUGGGCUCACUUUGGACCGUGGAUCUGGAUUAACCUGGGUGGAUGGAGCUAGAGUCAUCUCGUACCCCGCCUCUUCCAGGCUCUUUGUUUGGGAAUCACGAAGAAUGCUUUCACAAGAAGUGAGUUACGCGGACAAUAGCCGACAUUACGCUCUCUACAUUGAUGGAGACUUGGCCAAACUACCCGGAGGUGGUCGAAAGGGUGCUGCUGUGCUCUGCGAACUGAUCCCGUCACAAAUUCGAGAACCUGCACAACAAAAUCCGUAUCAAAACUACAACACUGACCCCCGUUACCAACAAUACGGCCCACAACAGCCCAGUUACCCGAGCGAUGGAGGUUAUUCGCCCUACGCUCAACGUCCGGGCUAUUAGAGGUGGUUUUUCUUUAACCAAAAUCAUCACGCCAUCAAGGCAGAACAAUAUUGCUAAACCAUAAUGGAAUUAUAUACCCUAAUUUCAAAAGCUGUGUUCCAAUCCAAUUUGAAAUACAACCCUGUUCAAAUA
Tigriopus californicus is the source of this 2162-nucleotide messenger RNA. RefSeq lists its product as uncharacterized. NCBI's taxonomy places the organism in Eukaryota, Metazoa, Arthropoda, Copepoda, Harpacticoida, Harpacticidae. Bases 558 to 2030 code for a protein of 490 amino acids. The transcript is spliced from 8 exons. The record is from RefSeq and is a predicted model, not a curated record.